AUGAACAAAAAGGAAGAUCUUACUCAUCAGAACGCAUCUGAAAGUGACAAUGAUGAAGUUGAUGGCAACAAUAUAUGUGGUUUCAGAAAGAAAAAGGGAGUCAAAAGUCCUACAAAGUGCAUUCCUCCUUUAGAAAAUGAGAAGAUGGAGCUGUCAAAAAAUCAAACCUCAAAAAUCCCAGAUCCUUGUCCCCUUCAAGCAACAGCUGGCCGUUCAGAACCACCACCAGACCAGUCUUUUCAAAAUCUGACUAACUUUCCUCCAGCACAAAAAGGCAGAGGGGUUCGUGACAGUUCCAAUACUGGCAGCGGCAUGAAAGAAGACAUGUCUGGAGAAACACGAGAAACCCAGGAAAAUGCUGACACUGGGAAAAGAGUAAUAGGAAAAACGCAGAAGGAAAUAGGUACACCAGCUAAAACGGAGCAGCCCAUGGGUGCACAACCUGGGAAGAGCUCAGGGAAAGCUGGGUGCACGGAGGCGGCGCGCGGGGGACAGGGCAGGGAGGAGGCAGAGAGUAAGAAAGGAGAGCGGGGUGGGACAGAAGAAAAAGAUGUCAAGUUUUACGUGGCAAAGAUGAGCUCCCUGGGCAGUGCUGUGACCACACGAGGAAGCGGUGCUGCAGAGCCCUUCACGGGGGAACCUGACAUUUCUAAAAGAAGUUUGCAAGAGCUGAAGAACCUGCUGAGUGAGGGUCCUCUGUCUGAUUAUGGGCCCCAUGUCAGUGGCAAGGUGGGUGGCACUUUUUCUCAGAAAAAUUCAAAGCCCCGGGAGAAAGCAGCUGACAAGCAGGGCCGACCCUUUGAGACUUUUAGUCCUCGUUUUGGAGAGGAGAAUCGAAAGUACUACAGCUUCCACAAGGAAGGAGUAGGGCAGCAGAGCAAACCUCUCCUGGUCCUCAGCUCUGCUGGGUCUGACCAGCAGCAACCAGUGGGAAGUGACGUGGAUCAACUUAUUCUGAGACUACCUGCAGCUUCUACACAUGUGGAAAACACAGCUCCUGAGAUUGAGUUUGACUCCUCUGCAGGCCACGCCGCAUCCAGCAGAGAGCCUGAUGUAAACAGCCUCGAAAGUCCAACUCUCCUUCACUUGUUCUCUCAUAUUGAAUUUAUUAAGCAGCAGAUGGCCAGGGACAACGUACAGUUUGUCAGAUUUGAAUCGAUAGACCUCCACGGUGUGUCAAGAUCAAAGAAUGUUCCUUCUCGCUUUUUUCAUGAGAAAGCAAUUCAUGGUGUUGCCAUGCCCAGAAGUUAUCUUGAGCUGACACUGAAUCCUAAAGAUAAUGAAUUAGAUUACAUAAAUGCAACCAAUUUUAAUUGUGACAUAAUCCUGAACCCUGAUUUAUCAACGUUUCGAAUACUGCCCUGGACUGAGCAAACUGCGAGAGUGAUAUGUGAUUCCUUCACUGUGCUGGGCAACCCGCUAAUGACCUCACCGAGGCACAUUGCCAAGAAACAGCUGAGCCAGCUUCAGGACAAUGGCUUUUCUCUGCACUCUGCCUUCACUUAUGAAUUUUGUAUUUAUGGCAUUACUGAGGUUGUAAAUUCGAAGACAAUAUCCUUUCCUGCAGCCACGAUACUAAAUAACCAUGACCAGACUUUUAUUCAGGAGCUCAUUGAAGGAAUGUAUUAUGCUGGUGCCAACAUUGAGAGCUUUUCUUCUUCCAGUGGGCCUGGACAAAUGGAGAUCACUUUUCAUCCAGCAUUUGGCAUAGAUGCUGCCGACAGUGCCUUCACAUUUAGAACAGGCAUUAAAGAGGUGGCUAAGAAGUAUAACUACGUGGCUAGCUUUUUCUCAGAAUCCGGGUUCUAUAAUUCAGGGCCUCUGUCACAUAGCCUGUGGGAUUUGAAUGGCCAGAAGAAUUUGUUUUCUGCUGGUUAUGGAGUUGAAGAUCUCUCAGAUAUUGGAAAAAAUUGGUUAUCAGGUCUCUUGGCACACACAGCGGCUAUCAGCUGUUUGAUGGCUCCUACCACCAGCUGCCGUAAGCCUUUUUCUAAAUACAGUAAAGAAACAAAAGAGACUGUAAAUGCAAAGUGGGCAUAUAAUGAUAACAGCUGUGCCUUUAACGUCAAAUGCCAUGGUGGAAAAGGCACUCAUAUAGAGAAUAAAUUAAGUUCUGCUACAGCAAACCCCUACCUGGUGCUUGCUGCAACUAUUGCUGCCGGUCUAGAUGGAGUAAAGAGAGGACUCAGGUAUGAUGACAUGCUCCAAGAAGAAAAUCACGCUGCUGAUCUGAAACAUUCAUCAAUCCCUUUGAAACUAGAAGAUGCUCUUGUUGCACUCGAGAAAGAUUCGUGCAUUAGGGAAGCAUUAGGGGAAACUUUUGUUCGAUACUUUGUUGCCAUGAAACACUAUGAGUUAGAAACUGAAGAAAUGGAUAGCGAAAGGAAUAAAUGCCUGGGAUAUUUUAUUUAG
Molecule: messenger RNA, 2412 nt
Organism: Tauraco erythrolophus (red-crested turaco)
Lineage: Eukaryota; Metazoa; Chordata; Aves; Musophagiformes; Musophagidae
Gene: LGSN
Product: lengsin, lens protein with glutamine synthetase domain
Cellular component (GO): cytoplasm; membrane
Molecular function (GO): glutamine synthetase activity
Source: RefSeq, a predicted model, not a curated record